AAUGCCUUAAAAACUUUUCCAAGUCACUGCUGUGGUGACCCCCAAAGGUGAGCAACAACAUCAACAAAACAAAUGUCACUUCUGUUCUGACUUGCAGGGAUCUUAUUUUGAAAAUCCCCACAGGAAGCCCUCACUCAGUCCGGCUUGUCUAUCUUUCUGCUCGCUCCUUCUGUCAGCGCAGCAUCUUGUGUUCCUCCGCGGUGACAAACAGAACCUGGACGUGUGCGGGAGCAGCACAGUGGGUCCGAAGAAACCCGUCACGCACGGCAGCCGGGAUGGCGUCUCUCGGCGUCGGGCAGCAUCCUGUCCGCAAACUGGGAGGAAGCAGGAGCGCCGCGGUGGAGAGGAGGAACCUGCUGACGGUGUGCAGAUUUUCCGUGAAGACCUUGCUGGAUCGCUCCUGUUUCGAAACAAUAGAUGACUCGUCUCCAGAGUUCAUUAACUUUGUUUCCAUCCUGGAGCACAUCCUCAGUCAUCGACUUAAAGGUCAGACAACGUGGUUUGGCUACGAGAGUCCACGAAGUUUCUGGGAUUACAUAAAAGCUGCCUCCAGUAAAGUACCCCAUAAUUGCAUUCGAAGCAUAGAGAACAUGGAAAAUGUGCGGCCGUCAAGAGCAAAGGGUCGGGCAUGGAUCAGAGUGGUCCUGAUGGAGAAGCGACUGUCAGAGUACAUCUCUUUUGCCCUGAGAGACCUCAAAACCACCAGGAGGUUUUAUGAGGAGGGAGCCAUCAUGCUGGGAGAGGAGGCCGGGCUGUUGGCAGACACUCUGAUUGGGCUCAACACCAUCGAUUUCAGCUUCUGUCUGAAAGGGGAGGGUCUAGACGGCUGCUGCCCCGCCGUGAUCGACUACACGCCAUACCUGAAGUUCAGACAGAAGGCAGACAGCAUCAGCAGCGAUGAGGAGGAGAUGAGGACUCUGGGUAGCAGCGGCAGUGAAAGCAGCACCCCUGACAAAACGGCGACGGCGGCGUCCAUCUUCACCGAGCAGAGCAACUUGGUCAGCAAGUGCAAGCGCUUUGAGCAGAAGUACCGCAUGGCUCUGGAGCAGAAGGACUACCUGGAAGAUCUGGUCCGUUUACGGGAAGCCCAGCUGUCGGAGGCCGUGUCUCACAACAAGACACUCCAGCAGGGCCUGACAGACACGCAUCUCUCACACACGCUGGAGAAGGAACAGCUGGAGUUCAUCAUACUGGAGCUGCAGGACCAACUGACUGUGCUAAAGAACCACGACUUGAGGUCCAGACAAGAGUUAACCACCCAUCUAACCAAUCAGUGGCCAUCUCCUGAUGCCUUGGAUACCAAUGCUGUUGCCUUGGAUACGCUGCUGUACAAAAAGAGUCCAGGACAGUGGGAAGAGAAUAGCUUCCAGACUCUAGAGCAGCUGUCUGCUGGCAUGAGCCUCUCUCAGCCUUCUCUCAGACCGUCUCACACUCUGGCUCUGGAGGCCAGGUCAGCCAGCGCACAGUGGCUGCAUCAAGGUAAGGAGGAAACGCCAUCCCUGAGAGGCCUGUGUGGCUCCCUAACUUCAGUCACCAGCUACAAGUCUCUGGCCAGCUUGAAGUCUAACGAGUGUUUGGCCAGCCCUGCGACAGAGAUCAGCACUCCAGACAUCACUCCUUCGUAAGGAAGGAAAAUGCUACAAGCUGCUCCUCAGCAGGGACUUUAUCCAUGUCUGCAAUGCCUGUUUCCCCUUUUCUGUUUAAACCACGUGGGUAACUUUUUUUAUGUAUUUGUUAAUUCUAUUUUUUAAUUUUUGCAUUUUUUGGUUAAUUGCUUCUACCCAGAAUGAACAAAAAUAUUGUCAAAUUAACUUGAAAAGCUCAGAUUUUUUUUUCUUGUUCUCCGGGAUUAAGGAUGUAUCCCAGCUGGGAAUUUAGUGUAGCAUGUUUUUGACCAAAUAAUGUUUUACUAGAGUGCAACGGAGAUAAAACAAUGGGGAAAUUUUAAAUGUAACGUCAUCAUCAUGUGUGUAAGUUAUUUCAAACGACGUCCCGUCUUGAACCUGAAAAGAGGAAAACUCUAGUGUUUCAUUUUAUUUUUUUAAAAACCUUUAAAAACUGUUCCAGCAAUCACACCGAAAACAUGAUGUUCUGGAUUCAGAAACUUUCAUCAGUGUUAUUUAUUCUGUUUUUGCUUGUUUUGGUUCUCAGGUAAAAUUCUGCUCACUGUUCUGUUAAUUUAAAAAAAAAUGCAGUAUUUCGCUCAAAUGAUUUUUACCUAAAAUCUGUUUAUUCUAAGACUCUGCAAUAAGUUAUCAUUCCGAUCAGUUUGUGGUGACACACACAGCAGUCUCAGUUUGCACAGACACAGAUGUUUUCUCUGAUCUUUAAUGUUCUUUUAAAGCUUUAUUUUAAAUAAACUUUACUUGGUUUGA
Molecule: messenger RNA, 2375 nt
Organism: Oryzias melastigma (Indian medaka)
Lineage: Eukaryota; Metazoa; Chordata; Actinopteri; Beloniformes; Adrianichthyidae
Gene: rundc3b
Product: RUN domain containing 3b
Exons: 11
Coding region: 276-1625 (449 amino acids)
Source: RefSeq, a predicted model, not a curated record